Molecule: messenger RNA, 1824 nt
Organism: Periophthalmus magnuspinnatus
Lineage: Eukaryota; Metazoa; Chordata; Actinopteri; Gobiiformes; Gobiidae
Gene: rnf8
Product: ring finger protein 8, E3 ubiquitin protein ligase
Exons: 9
Coding region: 88-1467 (459 amino acids)
Biological process (GO): double-strand break repair; ubiquitin-dependent protein catabolic process; protein K48-linked ubiquitination
Cellular component (GO): nucleus; ubiquitin ligase complex; cytosol
Molecular function (GO): ubiquitin protein ligase activity; histone binding
Source: RefSeq, a predicted model, not a curated record
GAGCACUUCCGGUUGAUGUAUUUUCAUGAGCAACAAAGCAAAAAAGUUGAUAUUUUCAUGAUGGAAUUGCUGCAGAUAUGAGCUAAAAUGGAUAAUGCCUGUACAGACCUUGCAGCGUCCGAAGAGGAGGACACGGAGGUCUUUUGUCUGAUGCGAGUGGGCAAAAGUUCAGAUUGGCUCCGGUUGUUCGAAAACUCAGAGGUCACCAUUGGACGUGGAGCAGAUGUUACCUACCAGCUCUUGUCUCCCAGCUGUCCUCUGAUGAUCUCUAGACUGCAUUGUUCUUUUAAACAGCGAGAAGAUGGACAGUGGACAGUGACAGACAGAAAGAGCCUGAAUGGAGUGUGGGUGAACCAUUGCCGAUUAGCUGCUGAGAAGGCUCACCUGAUCAUGCCCGGAGACUCUAUCCAGCUUGGUGUCGCUGUUACUGGGAAUGAUGUAGAGUUUGACUACACUUUGGUUCAUAGACCUCUAAAAGACAUUAAAUCCGUUCUGGCAAAACCGUACAGCGAUACAGGGACUAAAGCUGCCCACAUAUUUAAAAAGCCCAAGAGGAAAAUGACAGAAGAGAUGGAGCCAUCUACGUCUUCCAAGCCCAAACUGUACCGCUGUUCUGGGACAGAUAAGUCUACAGCACGGUCCUGUCCGCUUCCUCCAACAGAAGCACAGCAGCAGUGCCAAAACAUAAAAAUCACUGAUGUCAGAACAGAAGCGACACCAGGGGAUAUGGACAAUUUACAAAUGUUCAGCCAGAACAUUCUGAUGCUGAGGGAGCAGGUGGACAGCACAGAGAGGCAGGUGGCUUCACUGGAGAGCCAACCCAGACAGAACACCCACUUAAGGGAGGAGCAGGUCCGAGAGCUACAGAAUCAACUGGAGAUGCUCCGAGCCAAAAUGGACAAGAUGAAGACACUUGAGAAAUCUUUUAAUAAAGCUAAAAGACAGUUAGAGGACCAGAAAACGCAGCAACAAGAAGAACAUUUGAAAAAACAACUAGAAGAUGCCUUACAGGAACAAAAGAAAGUAAUAGAUGAACUUGCUAUGUCCCGACAAGGCUUUGAGGAGAUGCUUCUGGCCAAAAAUAAAGAGCUGGAACUGACAAAGGAGGAGAAGGAGAAGGCAAGGGCUCAAAAGGAGGAGGUGGUGACUCAGGUGACAGAGGUCCUGGAGAAUGAACUGCAGUGUAUCAUCUGCUCAGAGCUCUUCAUAGAGGCGGUGAUCCUAAACUGCGCUCAUGGUUUCUGCCGCCACUGCAUCCAACAGUGGCGCAAGAAGAAAGACGAGUGUCCCAUCUGCAGACAGGCUAUCCAGUCUCAGACACGCUGCCUCGCCUUGGACAACUGCAUUGACCGUAUGGUGGAGAACCUGAGCCUCGAGAUGAAGACCAGAAGAGAGGAGCUGGUCAAUGAGAGGAAAGGUGAGAGGAGUCAUAGUGCCCCCCACAGAGGUGAUGGUAAUCCCAGAUGAAGACAGCAGUGUGACCAAUGAAGCGGGAGGCCAAGGUGAAGUGGAGGACCCGGUGCUUGUGGGCAGCAGUCCCAGCUCCUCUGUCCUGUCUGUGCACUCAGAACCCGACCUGGGCUACAGCCAAUCUUCUGUGGUAGUUUUUUUGGAGGAUUAGCCAUGGUUUACAAGCACUAUAGAAGAGAUAUGACAGUGUACUACACAAAUGUGACAGGGGAUCAUUUUGGUCUCCAAGAAAAAGGGUUGUGUUCAUAAUUUAUCUGUUUUGCUAUUAUUGCAAAUAAAGUUUUUUUUCAUGUAAGUUUUCAUACGUUUUGUUCUAUGUUCUGCACUUAAAUUAAAUUGAAACCAAAAUCUUUU